Molecule: messenger RNA, 1372 nt
Organism: Andrographis paniculata
Lineage: Eukaryota; Viridiplantae; Streptophyta; Magnoliopsida; Lamiales; Acanthaceae
Product: APO protein 4, mitochondrial
Exons: 3
Coding region: 99-1082 (327 amino acids)
Molecular function (GO): RNA binding
Source: RefSeq, a predicted model, not a curated record
GGUUUGAAAACGCGCUUUUGGUAAAGAAACCCUGCAGUUCAGUUCUCUGCGGUGAGGCGUCACGCAGAAAGGGUGGAAGAUUUGAGUCGGUCUCGAGCAUGGGCGUGAGAAAUCCCUUGCGAUGGGAGAGCAGGUUCGUGAUUCUCGAAGGCAUGAAUUAUGGAAUCAGAUUUCUCAGUUCAAAACCGAAUCCGGCGCUGGAUUUGAGGAAGCUCAGGCCGUUGAUUCUGCGGCGGAUUGAGGAGCGGUGCAAGGAUUAUCCCGUCAAAGGUAUGGUUUCCGUCGCUCGCGAUGUUCUCCAGGCACGAGCGAGCUUAUACGACGGCGUAUCAACUCUCAUCCGCCACAUUCCUGUCUGGUCUUGCAAAUUCUGCUCAGAAGUCUACAUAGGAGAAGUGGGCCAUCAAAUCAAAACCUGCCAUGGCUACCGGCGCCACAAGAAGAACAGCGUCCACACCUGGACAAAGGGAGGCGUAAACGACGUAAUAGUCCCGGUCGAAACUUUCCACUUGACGAAAAUGUUCCAGGACGUAAUCAAACACCGCGAGAGAUUUGAUCACGAUCGAAUACCCGCCGUAGUCGAGCUAUGUCUGCAGGCCGGGGCGGAUUCGAACGAUCCAUACGUAAUAACCACCAAUGCUUCCUCCGAUGCCGCGGCGACGUCAGCGGACGAGCUGAGAUUGUUAGCGACCCGAACUCUUCGGGCGUGGGAGGCGGUGCGGUCGGGGGUGCAGCGGCUGCUGUGCGCGUACCCAGCAAGGGUGUGCCGGAACUGCUCGGAAGUUCACGUCGGGCCAUCGGGGCACGACGCCCGGAUGUGUGGGGUGUUUAAGUUCGAGGGGUGGCGUGGGAAGCAUUCCUGGCAGAAGGCGGGGGUUGACGACUUGGUUCCAAGGAAGAUUGUGUGGUUCCGGCGGCGGCAGGACCCGCCGGUGCUGGUGGACGCCGGCCGGGAGUUUUACGGCCACGCGCCGGCGGUGGUGGAUUUGUGUAGUAAGGGUGGUGCAAUGGUGCCUAAGAAGUAUACUGUGUUGAUGAAAGUGGAUGGCUUGACUGCUCCUGCUCCUGUUGAUUCAAGUUAGUGAUGGUUCUUGCAGGGAAAUUUGGUGCUCUUUGGGUAAAUUUCCGGCCGAACUUAAUAGCUUGCAAAUUAGGUUUUGCAAACUAAGUUCGACAAGGCAAGUAACGCGUUCACGAGUCUAUCUCCGCAUCACCAGGUCAUUCUUUAUCAUAGGACAAUUUGAUAUUAUUGUUACUAGUAAAAUUGUUAUAGUUAUUUGUUAUAGUCCCUCAAUCCUAUUUUAAGGUUUAUGUAUUUUUUUCGUUUGUAAUAUCUAUCAAUUAUAUUACAAAUUAUAGUAUUAUAAUUUUU